Rubroshorea leprosula is the source of this 2145-nucleotide messenger RNA. The record is from the annotation of a GenBank genome assembly. Lineage: Eukaryota; Viridiplantae; Streptophyta; Magnoliopsida; Malvales; Dipterocarpaceae.
CUGUUCCUUUCAUUUUUUCUUUUCCAGACCCACAAAAUCAAAACUAGCAAACCGGUUCCUUUUCUUCAAGAUCUACUACCAGCUGCUCCCUUUCUUCAUUUUUUUUUUAUGCUUCUUUAGAUCCACCAAAACAGCAACCCAUUUCUUCACACAUCCUAGAUUUACUGCCAGCUGCUCUUCCUUCCUUGCUUGUUUGUCCAGAUCUGCUCGAUGGUCCCCCCGGAGACUCUUCUUGCUUCACAGAUCUGCCUGGCCCAGCUUGUGUCCGGUGGAUCAGUACCGAGCAACCUUCCCUUGCCAAAAUCAUCUCCAUGGCUCAUGACCGAGGAGCAAUCCAUGCCCACCGGAUCUGCUUCCAUGGCCGGUUCAAAGGCCACUCCUUGCUUGAGAUCACCUCCACCAGAUUUGGUUAAACUCUUCCGAGACCAAAAUCUUCAAGAUGAUAUGAACAGGAUACUCCAAAAACAGAAGCCAUGCCAUUCAAACCAAACUUUUGUUCCUCACAAAAAAUCUCAGAUUUUGGGUCCUUAUUUUGUGUCUCAUCCACCGGCUUCUCUUGCCUCCAUUUACCCACAGCCCAAAGAACAUCUUCUCCCCUUCCAAGUAAAACCUGACUGGAAUAAAUGGAUUGGCUCUUUUGGAGCUUGGCCGGUUUGGAGAAAAUCAGAGUGGGUGGACUGGAUUGAUAGUCUGGAACCUGAUUUUGGCCAAAUUUGGAGAGAUGUUGGUUUGUUUGAGUUUAUACAACUCACCAAAUGCAGAUGCAACAUGGACAAGCCGGUCUUGGGUUCGGCUUUAUUAUUUUGGUUUGGCUCUUUCAACUGUUUUCAUUUUCCUUGUGGAGCCAUGUCUGUGAGCCUUUUUGAUGUCAGCUCGUUAACCGGAUUGCCCUGUACUGGAGAAGAAAUUUUAGCAUUAUUAACCCUGCCUCCAGGCGUUGAGUAUAAUGCAGAGUUGAAGCCCUCUUAUCCAGCUUUCGUGAGGUUUGCCUAUGAUAAAAGUAAGCCUGUCACUGUCAGUGCUGAUGAGCAUAUUUCAUUUCUGCUUACUUUGAUUUGCAAAUAUAUAGUCUGUUCUGCUGGUAAAGGUCCCACUAAAGAGUUCAUUCCCUUAGCCGUUGCUUCAGCACAUGGCAAACAAAUGGCUCUAGGUCCUUUUUUGCUUGCUCAUUUGUACAGGAGUUGCCAAAAUAUCACGGCUCACCCCUUAGUCAUUAGUGGUGGGCCGCUUUGGGUUUUGCAGCUGUGGUUGUAUUCUUAUUUUCCAGCCAUAGCUCUUGUCUCAUCCGCUGUUCCAGCUUGGGAUCUACUCACUUACGGCUUCAUGUUCAAGAAUGCCGUGGAAAACGAGAGGAGCUUCGAGGAGUGCCUCAAGUUUUUUGCUUCUCUGUCCGUUGAGCGACCCGAUGCAGACUUUGCUGUGUUUCUUGGCAGAGCUCACGGUCCCUCAUGGUACAGGGCCGAUGUCAGAUCCCUAGAUUUCAAAGCGUUUUGGUCUGUUUGUGUGACCUCCUGGGAUUUGUUUGUUGGCUGUAGUUUGAACACUCUCAACUCCAGAUGUGGCAUGUUCUAUGCACCGAACCAAUUCUGUCUGCAGCUAGGAUACUGCCAAGACAUACCAUUCCCGCCACUAUUUUCCUUCAACUACAGCUAUAUGCACCGAACCAAUUCUGUCUACAGCUAGGAUACUGCCAAGACAUACCAUUCCCGCCACUAUUUUCCUUCAACUACAGCUAUCCUCUUCAGUUUAUGAUUGGGGAUACAAAGAUUUUGAUUACCAAACUUGCUGACAUCAGAAACACUCUGCAGACACUGAUCCUACCAGAUCCUCCAUUUCGCCCAAGCUGCACUUCCUCUUACAAAAGUUGGUGGCGAGACUACUUUCAUCCUUGGUUUCUUGAUGUUAUGGAGAAUAUUUCUGUUCUGGCCCUUCCACAACUCACCAAAAAAUCUGAAGGGAAGAAAGUAGUUAAAGAGAAUGAGGACCUGGAAUCUGCCAUGGCCGCCCAGAUCAGCCAGCCAGAUCUGCCAAGGAAAGCUCCCAAACUUCAAGUCAAAAGGAAAUUUGCUACUCCUGCAGAUUCCACGGAAGAAGAUACCCCCUCCAAGCAGCGAAGAACCGGAGGUAAAUCUGCUUUGGCUUGCA